Brachypodium distachyon (stiff brome) is the source of this 2195-nucleotide messenger RNA. RefSeq lists its product as uncharacterized. The transcript is spliced from 2 exons. The record is from RefSeq and is a predicted model, not a curated record. Bases 292 to 1815 code for a protein of 507 amino acids. Lineage: Eukaryota; Viridiplantae; Streptophyta; Magnoliopsida; Poales; Poaceae.
UACAAGUGUUCCCCGGCUGCCCUCAAUUCAAUCCGUUGGCUUGUUCCGUUGAGGCGGUCAAGUUUUUCCUCCCCCGCCGGCCUAGCAAGACCAACCCCCAAAUCCCCCGCUCCCAUCCCAAGAACUCAGCUGCAUUCCGCGACACGCACAAAAACAGAACAGAAUCCACCCAAACCCGCGCCCCGAAACCCCAGCAGAGAUCGGCCAUCACGUUCAUGUUCUCCAUGUCCACCUCGCAGCAGGCGCGGCUCCGGUUCCCCCAGUACCAGUAGCAGUAGCGCGUAUAUAUACAUGGCGCUAUGGACGCUGCUCCUGGGCGUGGCCCUGCCCGUCGCGGCGCUGGUCGCGGCCGCGUUCUUCGUGUACCGGCUCCAGCAGCGCUCGCCGCGCAACGCGCCGCCGGAGCUACCGGUGGCGAGCGGCGGAGCCGGCGGCGGCCACGCGGCGGACCUGUCGGCGAGCCCCGGGCUGGCGAAGCUGAACGCCAAGUACAACGCCAGCAGCGGCCGCGUGGGCGUCCGGUUCCAGCAGCUGCACCACCAGCACCAUGCCUCGAGGCACCGAGGACAGCAGCAGCAGCAGCAAGGGCCGUUCCAGUGGGGCGACCACCCGCGGCUGGUGAUCGAGGCGGCGGAGAACGGGUGGGCGCAGUUCGUGUUCUCCGUGUCCCGGGCCAAGUCCACGUCCGCGUCGUCGUCGCCGCUCUGGGGGCUCUGCCCGGUCUGCGACGCCGGGGCCAGCCGCGACAUGGCCGACCAGGCCGCGUGGGAGGUGCCCGCGGGCUCGUCCGAGCGGCUCCAGGCCGUGCGGCUCAACCCGGCGGCCGCGUCCGCUGCGUCCGCGGCGUCAGGCAAGAAGUGGCUUCCUGGAAGCAUCACGAGCCCCCUCCGCACUAGCGACCACCAGGAUCUGACAAACAACAGCAGCAACAACGCGCUGUGCGUCGCCAGGAUGAGCAUGCCGCUCCCCGGCCCGCCCAUGGCCGGCGCGCCGUUCCCGCAGGAAGCCUACUUCGAGAUCACCAUCAUAUACCUCAACACGCGGCGUCCGGAGUGGUCGUCGGCGUCUCGGGCGGGGAGCAGGCGUGCGCAGCAGGACGGCUCCGUCGAGAGCGACCGCAUCAAGCUCAUCAGUUUCGCACCGGAUAUUACCAACACCAAGGACACGGUCCAAGAAAGCAGAGCCACGAAAGACGACGAUCGGCGAGACCACAAGCAGAGGCACUUGGUCAUGUCGCUGGGCCUCGCCGCUGGGUCGCCGUCUCGGCCGUCGUUGGCCGGGACUUACGCGUCCUCCAUCGGCUUCCACUCCAACGGCGCCGUCUACCUCGACGGGAUGAAGCUCGCGUACGAAUCGGCGAAAUCGUCGUGGGCGGGGGUGGACAAGGUGGUGGGCUGCGGCUUCGACCCGGCGAAGCGGAAGGUGUUCUUCACGGUGGACGGGCAGCUGGCGCACGCGGUGAGCUGCAACGCCGACGCCUUCUCCUGCCCGCUGUACCCGGCCAUGGCGUCCAGCUUCGACGUGAUGGCGCUGGUCAACCUCGGGCAGAGCAAGUUCCGGUACGCGGCGGCCAACGCGCGCCGCACGCCCAACCCGUGCUUCGUGCGCUCCGCGUCCUCGGGUGACGGCCGGAGCGGCUCCAUGGGCGGCGGCCUCGACUUCGACGACAGCGGCGACCUCUUCUCCAUGGGCCGCGUCGACUCCUCCGGCUGGACGGAGACCUCGCGGGUCAGCAGGAGCAGGAAGGACAGCGCCUCGGCGGCCGGCGACCUCGAGCCCGAUUCCGACCUCUUCGAGAUCUCAUUGCGAGAUUGAGACACGAAACGGAUAGCGGCAGGUGGCUCGUUGGUCAAGCAGGAAUUAGCGGCAUUAAUGGCCAACGGUGAUGCCGAUGCUGACACGUGCUUAGGAGUUAGGACACCGCAGGAGAUGCAGGUUUUUCCAUGGCCGUCGUUGGAUCUUCUCCCUGUUUGUUUAUCUAGAUGCUGUGAAAAGUGGAACUAGUAGAUCGAAAGGAUUGAAAGCUUGUCUUAUAUGAUGAGCUUAUGAUUCGUCCUCUCUUUUCCACUUUCAACCUUUUUUACUUUUCUUUUGAGGUUGUAAAUACUAACUCUAAAUAGCUUCUGUAAGUACGUAGAAUUUGGAAUAAAGGGGAGCAAGGCAAGGUGCGGGAAAACGCUUUAAUUGGAAAGUAA